Messenger RNA from Oldenlandia corymbosa var. corymbosa, 4198 nucleotides. The record is from the annotation of a GenBank genome assembly. NCBI's taxonomy places the organism in Eukaryota, Viridiplantae, Streptophyta, Magnoliopsida, Gentianales, Rubiaceae.
CAGAAGAUCAUCCUUGGUCGUCCUGGUGAUCGCUCGGGGCACCCAAAACAGAAGUCGAACAAUCAAUCAAAUCAAUCUGUACAAUUGUCAAAACUGAAGUAUAAUUUCAAAACCCCCUCGAAAUUUAACGGCUAAAUCCUACUCUUUUCAUUCUCGUUUCCUUCGCGAUUCGAAACCCUAAGUUCAGCCUUCUUUUGGCCAAUUCACAAUCUGAUUUCAUAUAUAUCUGUAAAAGAAAGCAGCCAGCGGUAGUCAUACCAAAUUCCUUUCUAAGAUUUUGUUAACCUACUAUCAAAAAGAUGUCGGUUGAUUUGGUUUUGAAGCCGUCGUGCUUUGGUUGCCAGUCCACGGCGGAACUGUACGGCAGCGCCUGCAAGCACUUGACCCUUUGCGUCACUUGUGGGAAGACCAUGGCCGAGAACCGAAUCAAUUGUAAGGAUUGCGGUGCCCCCAUCACUCGCUUGAUCCGAGUAUGCCUUCUCAUUCCUUUUUACCCUCCUCCCUUUGUUCCCGUUCCUUUCUUCAGUUUGGAACUUACCUGAUUUUCUUUAAUAUUUCCCAAUUCAGUUUGUUCACAUUCCUUUUCACGUUCCUGAUUUUCUGUACAGAAGUGACUAAACCGCCUUAAUCUAAUUACGAACUGACUGUACAGUUGUUGACUAAAUAUUUUGGACCAUAAGCCGAAAUGGAGAUUAUCUUUUAUGUGGGUUGGAAGUUGUACAUUAGUGAGAUUUUGCAGUGAUGCAUGCAUUUUGCGUUAAUAAAUGAAAAGUAGAUUUCAUUUGUCCGACUCUGAAGAAUAUUACAUUACAAAUACGAAUAUAACGUCCGGGCAGCUUCGACUAGUGAUAAGAACUAUUUCAUCGGACGAUUUGUAACAGGUUUACCCAAUUUUUCCAAGAAGAAGAGUGAGAAUAAAUGGUCUUUGCAGAAAGAAGGCUUGCAGGGACGCCAAAUUACGGAUACUUUGCGGGAAAAGUUCAAGAAUAAACCUUGGUUACUGGAGGAUGAAACAGGCACUCAGUAUCAUGGUCAGUUAGAGGGUGCACAAUCAGCAACAUAUUAUCUCCUAAUGUUGCAAGGAAGGGAAUUUGUUGCCAUACCUGCAGGCUCAUGGUAUAACUUCAACAAAGUUGCACAAUACAAGCAACUUACUCUUGAGGAGGCAGAAGAAAAGAUGAGAAACCGGAGGAAAACUGCAGAUGGAUAUGAACGAUGGAUGAUGAAAGCUGCAAAUAACGGGGCAGCAGCAUUUGGUGAAGUUGAAAAAAUUGAUGAAAAGGAGGUUGGAUCUGGUAGUGGAAGAGGGGGUCGCAAGAAAAAUGGGGGUGACGAUGAGGAAGCUAAUGCUUCGGAUAGAGGUGAGGAAGAUGAGGACGAAGAAGCUGCAAGAAAAAGUAGGUUGGGGCUCAAUAAGAAAGGUGGUGACGACGAUGAUGACGAAGGUCCCAGAGGUGGUGAUUUUGAUAAUGAUGAUGAUAUUGAAAGGGGUGAUGAUUGGGAGCAUGAAGAAAUCUUCACAGAUGAUGAUGAAGCAACUGCUGUUCAUCCUGAAGAACGUGAAGAUUUGGCCCCCGAAAUACCUGCUCCUCCUGAAAUAAAGAAUGAUGAAGAUGAUGAGGAAGAAGGUGAUGAAGAGGAUGGAGGAGGGCUAAGCAAAUCUGGAAAAGAAUUGAAGAAAUUACUUGGGCGUGCAAAUGGUCUAAAUGAUUCAGAUGCAGAGGAUGAUGAUGACGAUGAUGAUGAUAUGGAUGAUGAUAUGUCUCCUGUGUUAGCUCCAAAGCAUAAGGAAGCCGUCAAAGAAGAGCCAGUUGAGAACAUUACUUCAGCAAAAUCAACUGCCUCUGCAUCCGCCCGGGGAACCCCUCCAACUUCGAAAUCUGCCAAAGGAAAAAGGAAGAUUAACAAUGAGGAUCCAAAAGCAACUAAUGGUGCACCUCUUAAAAAGGUCAAGUCUGAAAAUGAAGUGAAGCCCGUCAAAAGUGAGACUCCUACAAAGAGUACUGCAACUCCAAAAGUCGUACCUCAGCAACCAUCUCCAAAGUCUACUGCAACGCCUUCAACGGGUACUGUCACUGAAGAAGAAAUAAAAGCUGUUCUAUUGCAGACUGGGCUUAUUACGACGCAGGAACUUGUCGCCAAAUUUAAACUUAGACUCAAAACAAAAGAGGACAAGGAUGCUUUUGCAGCUAUAUUACGGAGGAUCUCUAAGAUACAGAAGACUGGUGGGUCGAAUUAUGUGGUUCUGAGGAAGUGAGAAGUGAUUUGCUUCUGGUAAAUUUUUACAAUGUAGGAGGAUAAGAAUGGUUUCACAACUAUAUUUUGGUGAGGAUUUUGAGGUUACGUGAGAAUAGUAAGUUGUACUGAGUGCUUGUUAAGAGAGCCCAUUCUUUAAAAUUCCUUAUGUACAAUAUCUGACUUAUUGAAGGACCUCCUUCUGGUCUGAUGUACAAACUGAGGAAAAAAGUACCUGAAAAAGAGAGCUUUUGGACUGAAAAUCAUAUAAUUAUGAUACUGUUUGCCUCUUUUUCCUAGUUUUGAACUACUUGUUGUCUCCUUAUGGCAACCUCUAGUUCGUGAAACAGGGAAUUGGCUGCUAAGUCUUUGGUAACUGUUGAUGUAGUAACUGUGCAUUGGCCUCUUCCUAUGAGAAUUAAGGUCAGUAUUCAUAGGUGAUAUUGAGAACUCUUGUUGAUAUUUGUAUCUUGUUAACUUGAUUACUAUUCCCCUCCUCGCCAUAAUCAACAAAUGGGACAAAUAGUUUGGGACCGGGGGAGUAAAAAGAGUUGGAGGAUUUGGUUCUUCACAAGGUUUACGCAGGUAUUAUGACAGGAAAUAGAAUUUGCUUCAACUACACCAGCUUACGGUUACAACUUGCACAACAAUAAACAUCCCAGGCAUAAAGCAAGGCUGGACUCUUUUUACGCUAUCAGAGUACUAGACAGCUGAUAAAUCUGGGCUACUCUAUCAAAUAUAUGCCCGGUUACAAAGAUAAAAACUCACUCGAAGCCCAUGUAGAAAACUAAGAAUCCAACAAACACGGCCAAAGGAAGACUAGUACUGGUGAAAUGGGCUGCUCCAGAUGGACUUGUGGGUCCAUCAGCCACAAUGUCAUUUCUGUCAUGUAGGAUGUUUUGUUUUUGUUGAUUCUGGGUGGCAAAACCUGCUUGAGGCUGGACGUUGACUGGUAGCUUCAACCCAUUCUUACAGCUCUCCAAGUUGGAACUGGUGAAGAACCUAGUACCUUGAGUAUCAAGGGAUACCUUGUCCAAUCCUUUGGUGUACAUCUUGAUUGGAUUUGUCAGAUCACAUGUCAUGAACUCUUCCUGUGUUUUCACCUCCAUUACGCUCUCUGAUGCUGAUGAAUAAGCAAACCCUGUAUACGUACGUACAUUAAACUUGUUUAACAGAUUUUCUCUGUGGUAUUGCACCUUAGUAAUUUUAGUAAUAUUAUCUCCUGCAUACCGAAAGAAAUUAGGACUAAUUCGUAAUUCCUCCCUCCCAAAUCCCAAAUGUGGUGUUGAAACAGUGAAUGUUGGGUUUAAGGUGCACUUAAACAGACUCCGUACUAAUAGCUGACUUUGUCCCUCCAAAAAAAAAAUAGUUCACUUUGUCGAAUCUCAAUUUAAGGGAAAAAAAAAAAAAAGACUAAACACUUACAGAGAACGUCACCGAUAAGGAAGACACGGCCAGAAAGCCAAGAAGCGAGAUCUGAGGAAGUAGUCCAUCCCUGAUCAUCUCCCACCACAUGAUGAACUUCUGCUGCUGCCAUUAAUCUUCCUCCGACGAUGUUAAUGGCCAAAGAAACAGCCACCACUACCAUCAUCAUCUUCAGAAUCAUUCCACCAUUAAUUAUAUCCCUAUCCAGCUCCGCCAUUUACCUAACUUGAUUUAAUUUGUCCCCAGAAAAACAAUGGAAUGUAUUUUUAUGUAUAUAUUACGGCAGAAAGAAAAAGUGGAUGGGGUUGGUGGUGGGAACUCGUGCGUGAAAGUACUGGGAACAAGAAAAAAAGAGAUGAAAAUGAAGUGGUAGUGAAGCAAACCAAACUUAGUAUAUAAAUUCUUACGUGAUUGUACUGUGUGAUUACAAUACUACAGUUUUUUAAUACAUACGGGAAUCUGAGAAUAUUAUUAUUGAAAGAAAAAGUACUCUAAAAUAAAAAAUUUUGUAUCCCGAAUAAAGAGUUUUAUCUCAAAA